Molecule: messenger RNA, 11460 nt
Organism: Ostreococcus tauri
Lineage: Eukaryota; Viridiplantae; Chlorophyta; Mamiellophyceae; Mamiellales; Bathycoccaceae
Product: Zinc finger, N-recognin
Exons: 1
Coding region: 1-11460 (3819 amino acids)
Molecular function (GO): zinc ion binding
Source: RefSeq, a predicted model, not a curated record
AUGAACGACGACGACGACGACGCGUCCGCGACGGGCGCGCGCGGGCGCGCGAGCGAUGGGACGGGCGCGCGCGAUGGGCGGGAAGGGGUCGGGGGGUCCGAGCUCGUCGUCGCCGAGGUGGACGUCGGGGCGAGGACGUCGACGGUUGGAGGACGCCCGGGCGGCGACGCGGCGGAGGACGAGGGAGCGAGCGAGUUGAAAGAGUUGUACCGAGCGUUGAGACGAGCGGCGCGAGCGCACAGGGGAGGGAGUAAGAUGGUAUCGCACGCACUCGCUGCGCACUGUCUGCGGUCGAUCAUCGCGGUGGGUGACGCGCCGGAGGAGUUGUUGGGAGUGGGGUCGACGCGAGAGCGGAGAGCGACGGCGCUGCGCGCGUGCGAAGGGUGCAUCGCGACGUUCAGCUCGAACGUCGACGCCCUGAGCGCGUCUCUGCAGGACGAUGAUCAAGUGGUGUACGAAACGUAUUUGGCGGUGAUGAAGAUCGCGGUCUUCGUUCUGGAUCGGAUCGAGGGGUGGGAUGAGGCGGAUUUGGAAGUCAAAUGCGUCGGGAGGUGGUGCGAAGUCCUGCGUGCGUGCAUCUCAAGGUGCUUCGCCGAGCCUUGGUCCGCGAAGAUCAUCGAUCGUAUGAAGUGCGAACAAGAAGACGGUGACUUGAGCGCGUUUACGUCGAGCGAAGAUGCGAUGGUGAUGAAAGCGCUCACUGAGUCUCUCGAUGACGCACACGUCACCGGUGGUGAGACUUCCAGACCGAAUGCUGAGACUGACUCAAUGUUUCUCAACCUCUAUCGCGCAAAUCUUGAUCAGUGCGUCACGUUUCUACGUCAAGCACUCGGAAAUGUGCGGAAACGCGCGGAAAACAAGCUCAAUCUAGGCGCUGGGCUGCUGACGCAUUAUUGUCUCGAGGCGCUGAGUCCAAGUACGACAGCAGAAAUGGUUGAGUGCGUUGCUUUGGAAGCUGAAAGGGCUUGUGCGCUCCUCGGGCCGCAAUUUUCCACCAACAAUUACAACUUGGUACACAUCGUCGUCGAGGUUUUCAUCAAGAGUACGGAAUGGUUGCACGUUUCAAGUGAGGCGUCAUGCGCGCUCAUGAGCGCCCUGUACUCCAUUGCAGUCUCGAGCGCGGAAAAUCUGAUCAAGGUGGACGCCGUUUUCGGCAUGUUUCCGCGGAACGAGGUAUCGAAAAGCAUCUUAAGUCGUCUUUGCAGCAGCGAUUUGGACACUCGCGACUCUGUGGUCAAGUUCCUGGAGACAAUGACGAGCAAUGACAAUGUGAACGAUAACAAUCAUGGAUACGUUCCCACGCUACUUCGGAUGGUUUUCAACGAGUUUCCAGAGUCUUUCUUGUUAGAUGAGCGCUUUGUCGCGGCGAAAGCGAACAAACUCGUUUUAGAUUCGGCACCGUUGACGUUGAUUCGACUCGGUUUAUGCUGUCAAAAGAAUGGACCGAGCGUGGUGGCGACAAGUUUGGUCGCCGCUCUGGAGCGGGCUAAAGUUUUGGCAGAUGACGACCAAGUUGCUAGAUUCAUCCCAGCUCUACGCAUCGUGAGCUUUGUACUGCGUAAGAGACAGGCCGUUAUUCGCGAUUCUUUACCGUCGCGUCCCUUGAAAAGCACUGGUGACUCGCAAGUUGCGGCUGCAGAGGUGAGGCGUCAAUCUCAACCAGUUGCUCAAAACUUAGGGCGUGAGCGCGGCGAAGAUCAUGGUGUACUCAAUCUCCAGCGAGAGUUGGAAAAUCUACUCGUGAUGCCGGAAAAUUUGAUGGACGACGAUCCCACUGAGGAAUUACUUGAAAGAAGGCUUGCGCGAUUAGAUACUGUGCUUGAUGCAGCUGUGGCAACACUCGCCGCUGAUCAACCACCGCCCGACGUUGAGAAUACUGGUCAGAGAAAUACCCUUCCAGCUUUAUGGGGAAGGCUUCUAGCCUCUGACGAAGGGGCUCGACUGGUUACGCGAGAAAGAACAUUGCUGGCAAAUCAUGAGAACGAUGACGAAAUAGAUUCCAACGUCGCUCACGGCAACGAGGACACGGUGGACGUGUCGUCCGGCCUCUGCACGUUCGUGACAAGUGGAGAGUCGUUUCAAGAACAGCAUUGGUACUUUUGCUACGACUGUGAUCUCGUCGCGAGCCGUGGAUGUUGCAGUAACUGCGCGAAGACGUGCCAUAGCGGCCAUCGGGUGGUCUACUCGAGGAAAUCAAGAUUUUUCUGUGAUUGUGGUGCUGAUGGAGCGAGUCCGGCGCCGCAUAACAGGUGUUAUUGCUUAAACAGACGCGAUUUAGACGAUGUGGGUUCGCGAAGAGCGAGUUCUGAGGGAGAAAGGAACCAUUUUGAGAUCGAGCCAUACAGUGACUCUGAGGGAGAUGACGAUGAAGAAUCUCACGAGCCAAAUAUUGCGCGUCGACUGUGCUCUGCAUCAGCACUUGAAGAUUUACGGGUCGCCUUGGACGAGGCGAACGUGACUGAGGCGUUAGAGAGUGUACUCGUUUCAUGGUUUAAGCCGCUUUAUGACGAAGAGGUGACGCGAUCCGACCAACAAUCGACUUCAACAAGUUCACGUGAGGUCAUGGUCACAGAUGCAAAUCACACACUGCAUGUCGCCCGCAACUUCAAGGCAGGAUCGUUCGAGGUAGGGCCUCCACCAACGCGAUUGCAAGCGCAGGAGUUCAUGUUACAAGGUAUCAUCGUUCGAAAUGGCGUCGCUUGUGCGAGAGACGGAUAUCUUGCCAUUGCGGAAGGUGACAAGCUUUCUAUUCUCGAUGCGAAUGUAGUCGUGGGAGCGCAGUCAGCCAACACGGAGAGUAGAUCGGUCCGUCUCGGCGAUAAGGUGGGGAUUAAACCAUGCUCGAGAAACUUAAUCGGCUUUGACGUAAUGAACGUUACAUUCAACCACUCGAACAAGGAUUAUCUCGCCGUCAUAGGCUUACAUGAGAUACAGAUUUGCACUCUGAGUGCCGGUGGAGAAAUUCUGGACAGAUUACGUUUGGGAGCCCCAGAUGGCGCUCUUGAAUUCGAUCUCAUCAUAAAUGCCUUUUGGGUUCCGGGCCACACAUCUUUCUUUGCUACUGCCUCACCCAAUCGCACCUCUGUAUACGAUUUGAGUCGCAGUGCGUGCGUCCCUGUGUGUACGGUUUCUUGUCAACCAGACGACACCAUCACAUCAUCGGUGUGGCUUGACUCUCCGCUUCGUGGUCACUUGUGCAAUGUCGUAACGACGACCAAAGGUCGCAUUCAUAUCAAUGAUGUGCCGAUGAAGCCCCAAGGUGGACCGCUUUUCCAUUUGAAGGACCACUGCAACAGAAUCUGCGUUGACAGUCGGCAAAAAGUACACAUCGCUACAUAUUCAGAGACACACGAUAUGGUCACGAUCAACACACGGGAAGGCGACGUUAUUAUGUGCCGUGUCGUUCGCAGCGCGUCGCAGUCGAACGUGUCACUCGAGGUUCAGAAAACUCUGAGCAUAGGCGACAACAAAUGUUCGAGAGUGAUCGAUUUUUGUUUGCCAAAUACAGCGGGGCCGGAUGCUACGCUCCAGCGACCGAGACGGGUCUUCAUUCGCGUGGAUUCCACGGGCGAAUCGUCGUCUCUUCUCGUCGUCGAUAGAAUGGAUGUCAAACAGAUUUUCGCUGCCGCAUCGUCUUCAAUCGUGGUUGGUUAUGCGGGCUACCAGAGGACAGGUGCAGGGGAAUUUCCAUCUGCACUCAUCAUUUUGAGAAGUGACGGCUCGAUGCAAGUCAAUUCGUACGAAGGAGUGCACUCGUUGCCAACACCGAAAAGUGAUUUCAUCGAUGCGAAAGAUGACAGACCGUCGAUGGAUUGGAGUGUGUUUCCGUACAAUUUCUUUGAAAAACUUGUGAGGGUGACACCGAGUAUUAAUUUUGGCGGAUCUUUCAAUCGAGGUUCACUUCCAGCGGCGAUAAGUAGCAUCUUACAGUCAGAAGACGGUCAUAUCGAGUCACCUAACUCAGGUGACGCGAACCUCACGCUAGAGCUACCACAUGGAGAUCAACGCGUCAUCAGAGGAAUUCGAUUACAUCUAGGUGGCAUGACUGUGCAGUCCUAUGCACCUUCAAAGCUUAUUCUUCCCGGUGGGCGAUGCGUCAAAUUUGAACGUGAAGCAAAGAGGUGGUACGACGUUCCUCUCACGUGUGCAGAAUCCAUGGCAAUUCAUUCUAGUGCUGAACCUAUGAAACUCACUUUUGUUGCGGAGUCCAUCAACCAGCUGUGCAUUCGAGUCGAUAGGAUCGAGGUAUACACUUGCGAAAAAUCUACUCUAGAUGUGGAUGUGCGAAGCGAAAACGAGAAUGAGGCUCAAGCCAUUCACAAAGCACUCACUUCUCGCAGGAACAGAUCGAGGCGACACUUCAUACGUAAGAGUGACAACGAUACGACAAAUUCACCGAUGUGGUUGAGUGGUACGAUCGCGAUUAUCCAGGCGCUGCGACACUGCGAGCUUGAUUUGAAAUCAAGUAAACUUCGAGUUUGCUACGAGUCGAUGUUGAAGAAAAAGUGCUUCGUCACCUUGGAAUCACGCGCGCAUCGAUCCGUCUACUUCAUAGCUUGGAAAGUGUUAAGCAAACACACGCGUGAGAGUAUGCUCACAGCUGCGAACAUCAAAGAUAACUCCACGCUGCUCAUCGGGCACAAGGUUGCCGAAAGAAUUUGUCCUCAAAUUCUUUCACAGCCACUCUGCGUCACGGAUGAUGAUCUUUUCGAGUAUUAUUGCGCCUUGCGAAAGCUGGGUCGUCUCGCGAUCAGAAGGCCAAACGCACUGUUGGACUCUUCGCCGUAUCUGGCGCUUUUGGCAGACUGCCUGCCGGCAAUGCUCACAGUAGGCGCCGGUGCUUGGGAUGCGUACGAGGUUGUUCCGUACAUCGUGCACGCCCUCGUGGCAAUUCUCAUGCACGAACGUGACCCCAAACUCGUUCGAUGUGUACAUCGUUUGAUCGAGUCAGACCGAACGGAUAUUCGUCAAGCAACCAUGGAAACUCUGCUCUGGCAUCUUGUCACGGCGAGUCCUGAAGUCAGCUUGGAUAAAGCCCGCCACUUGUCAAAGGGAAGAACUGAACUCAGGCAUGAAAAAUGCUCACAAUCCAGUGGAAUCAGGGAUCUGGUGUCGGCCAUCAUGAAGACCAGUGAUCAGACUCUGCACAGCUCCAAAGCAAUUCUCGUUCGCUCAUUAUGCGAUGUGUAUCCGGAGUGCAUCAAUUACGAAAUGUGUAAGCUCCCACCCCUACGCGGGGAUGUUCUCAAGCAUGACGCAGUCACCUGGAGACUUGCAAUUGCGGCUGAGUGUUCGCAAUUACAAGAUAUCAAAGCGAACGACGCACGAGAGGCACUGUUGCAUGCAUAUGCAUUGGUUUGUGAUUUGCUAAGACGCAGUGAUAUGCGCGAAGUGGAGGAAAUGCCAAAUGAAGAAGGCCAUGGAGCACUGCUCAAGAGCAUCGGCGCCACGGAGAAGACGUUCGAUACAAUCAUCAGCGCCCUUGAUUCCACUAUACUGCAUGCGUCGACGCACCUACGUGCACUCGACGUGGAGGAGCUACCUGAACGUGAGAAGCACGAUUGGCUCACAGUGUUGUCCCGCGUAGCUGCGCUCAUACCGGCAGGUCGCUCUGACAACGCUGUUUUGAUGUUGAAGCAACUCGUCCAGGAUGAUGAUAGUGACGGUGGUGUGAAAGUCUUGGUGCGGGCUGGGAGUUUGCUAAACUUUACACAUACUCUUCAGAAGCUCACGAAGCAAAGUUUCACAUCCCCGUGGUACGCGGACGAAGUCUCUUACGAUGAGUUGACGCAUAUGAAGGACGUUAUCACACAAGCUGUCGCAGUUGCAAAAGAGGACCGCGCAAGCUUGCGCUACUUUCUUGAAAACAUCGAAUUCGCCACUGAAUUCAUCGCCAGUCUGAUGAAAGCCACGCCACAUCUGCCGAGUAUUUUCGCCACACGAGCGUGCGAUCUGAUCUCUUGCGUCGUGGAAGCGCUCAAUUUUGAAGGCUCAAACAGCGCCCUCCGUACUUCAAUUAUGCGGGAAAUCAUCGAAGAUCUGAGCAUCAUCGUGAACAAAUGCGCGCUCGCUGCUGUCGAAUCCGAAACCCGUACAUCCGCGAUAAAUAUCUUGAAGGUUAUUUGGUAUUCAUGCGAAACAUAUCGAGAUGAUGUCAUGGGCGUCUUGAUGUCAUCGAUGGGAAACGUCAGAGAUUUUGGCCAUCGCGCAAACGAGUUACUGGAAUUCAUGAAGAGCAUCAUCAUGACAGACACGGAUGCCAUCUCCUCGCACCAGUCAAGCAUCGAUCAAUUUUGUGGCGACCUUAAGGACGUACUUUUGCGGGUCAGUGAUCAUCCAAGAGCCGACAUUUACCGGGAGUUGAAGCAACGCCAAAUUUUACUCGGAGAUGCGGCCGAUGAGUACUGGUUGGAGACCGACUCAAGCAUGCGAGACAUAGCUUCUUACAUCGCAUGUCAGGAUUUCACUAAUCACUCACUGGAUACAUUGAAAAAGAGUCAAGCGUUCACGAAAAACAGUGCCAUGACAAAACUAAAGGAGUCGAUGACGAUAGACUCCAUUUCCACGAGUAUAACAGAGCUGAAGACAUAUAUCCAUGUGAAGGAAGUUGAAGUUUGGCGCACGACGCUGAACAAGGACAUGAAUGCCAUGCGCAUGUUCGAUCCUUCUCGGUGGCAAUAUCUCGGAACCCUGCGAUACUCUGCCACGGCGCGAACGGCUGAGCUCAAGUUUGACAUACCAGUCGAUGCAGCGGCGUUGAACUUCGUGUUUAAGUCUUUCCACGAGAACCUCCAAGCAAAGAUGAUGACCAUUUUGCAGUGUCCACGAUGUGCUCGACAAGUCACGGACACGAAACAUGGAAUCUGUACGAACUGCCGCGAAAAUGCGUAUCAGUGUAGGCACUGUCGAAAUAUCAAUUACGAAAAGCUCGAUGCGUUCAUUUGCAGCGAAUGCGGACACUGCAGGUAUGCCAAGAUUCAAACAAUUUUGCACGCACAUCCGUCAUUGUGUAGACGUUACCCACAGUUGCGGAAUGAAGAAGAUCUCUCCGAUGCAAUUCAAGAACUGAAGUUGCAAUCAGAGACCGUGCGGCGUCUCAACGAGAGUAUCAGUUCGACUGCUAAUUCUAUGAGACGAGCUCUUUUCGAGCAGAGUGACGGAUCGGGCGAUAUUGAGCAUUUAUUCAAUUCCGUCAGCAAAGGACAACGGAUUGAACUCAUCGCUGCAAAGUAUAAAAGUAAUGCGAUUCGCAACUCGAUUUCGCUAUACUUGUCAAACGCCGAUUCGGAGAGCGUCCAACGCGCCGAUGUGUUCUCCAGCCAUUACGGAACGUGUUACGACUAUCUUCAAUGCGCGCUGAAACUUUGCACCAGCCUCUCGCGAACUCCUCUCGGAGUGCGUACGCUCAGCAACAGCAGCUUGCACAAGUAUCUUUUCGAACGAAUGCUCAAUCCCCUCACAUCUGGAUGGCGUGCGUGCGAAACGGUGCGUACGAUUCUAUGCAACAUAGCAGCGCGGAAUGAGGAAGUUUCAAUGUAUCUCUGUCAUGCAGCAUACGAGCGGGCAACGCAAGCUUUGUUUCAGAACAAUGCGUGGCACAGCUCCAUGGUUUCGCAAAACAAUCAAGAUAUUCUCCUACUCAAGGAGCUAGUCCAUUCGAGCACGUACCGCGUGGAAGCUGGUAUUAGUUCAAAGCAAGGUAAUGAGCGCGUGUCUCUGAUGAAUCUCGCGUGUCGGACGCUCAGUUCAGAUCAACUGGUGGCAAACGCAGCUCUGGCGGAGAACACGGUGUUGCCUGCGCUCGGUCUCGUCAAACAAGGAAUGACAAACUCUUUCAUUCUCGAAGAGAUUGUUGCGGCCACGACUUCGUGUGCAAAUGCGGACAAUCAACUGAACGAAUGGAUCGUAUCGCAAGGAGCCGGUGAUGGAGACGCUCGUAGUGUCUCUUGUUUGCUUCCAUGGCUCAUCUGCGCGUUGCGCAGCGCAUCAAAACUCGUCCGCCACGAAGUCAUGCAAAUUCUUGAGCAUGUCGUGCGAGAAGACAUGAACGUAAAAGUUGGAAGUUUACUGCUGCGUGCAACACCUGAUUCCGAGCACGUCGCACACUCAGACUUUCUUAGCGCAUUAAGCCUCUGUGUUUGCAAUGAGGCGACCAUUGCAGAGUUUACCGACUCUCACCAACUCGCGGAGAUUCUUUUGGCAAUGCUUCAGAAGGAGCUUGACUUUUGUUCCAAAUACACCGUGUCUGAGAAUGCUUUGUUUGCAUCGAUAAACGUGGACGUUGCGGCGGGUUUACAUUCCGUUUCACUUCUUCUCAAUGAUGUUUUUGCGGAGUCCAAGCAGUUUAUGAACAAAUUCACUGAAAAGGGGCUAGAGACGCUCGUACGGACGACUCUCUGCGCUCGCGCGCUGCGAUUCAGUCAAGCUCCGAGCGCAAUCAGUGCUUCUGAUACGUUUGAUCAUCUUCUGUCAAUGUGCGAAGAUGCUUCGGAGCUGAUGCGUCCUCAGAUUGCAAGAAUUUGCGUCAAGCUAGCUGAAGCCCACACUGGACUAAACAUGGUCUCUGACAGAAAUCUGCUGCCUUUGCACGUUAUUUUGGGCGAACUUGCGAUGCUAGUGCUACCCAAAGCACCGCCCGUCAAGGUGUAUCUCUUGAGGUUGCUCAAAAGUGCGACCCAGGAAGAGUUCAUUCCCGGGACCAUGGCACGAAAUCCAUACUCGACGGCACAGAUGAGCGCUACUCCACUGAUGCGGGACGUUAAGAAUCUCAUAUGUCGCGAACUUGACAUGCCUGGUCUUGUUGAAGAUGAUUUUGGUAUGGAGUUACUCGUCGCGAAUCAAAUCAUCAGUUUGGAUUUGUCCGUAGAGGAUGUGUUUGAGCGAGUUUGGAUACCCUCGUUAUUCAACGGCGCGACACGGCAUCGAAGCGCUUCUUCGACGGACCCCAUCGGGCCACCGAUGGCGGUGACUUUCCGUUUAAGCGGCUUGGAUGGAGAAGCGACAGAGGAACGCGUAGAUGAACUUGCACCGGUUCAACAUGACGAUGAGGAUGUGGAGGCUAAGUUUUCUGGAACAAAAAUCUUCCAAGAGGGGAAUGGCUUCAGAACGUUGAUUCAACUUUUGCCAAAGAUUCGAGGCAACUCAUCACUGCAACGUGCCAGCGGUGGGGCGAACGCUUACGUGCAAUUAUUCGAUAUCCUUCACUCGGCUUGCUACAUAAAGAAAAACAGGCAGAGUAUGCUUGCAACUGGAGCGUUACCGAGCAUAUUGGACGAGUCGGCGCAGGCGUUCACUCAGAAUGCCCGCUCUGGUAAAGAACUUCUACCGAUCAUUGAGUCGUUACUCACAGAAGAACAAGACGAUGUGGAACAAGGAGUGAUGAGUGAGGUUCAUCAAUCGUCGUCAUCGAACAGUCUUCUCGCACGUGAGCUCGAGGGAACAAGUAUUGCACCACUACGAACUGGCUCUCCUCGACUUCAUAAGAGUGGCUCGUCGUUGCACACAAUCGCCUUAUCAAAUCGUGAUCAAGAUACGAACCACGUGGCUAUCUUCUUGGCUCAACUCAGACAGUGCAUUAACGAUCGUGAAAAGCACGAAGCGGACAUUCUCGCACGUGUCAUUCCUAGACUCGCUGGAUCCACGAGUGAGUCGAGGAAUACGAUGGCCAAAACGUUUGACGAAUCUGUUCGCAAGCUCAUCGAGCUCGAUGCGAUGAGCGAUGAUGACGCGCAAUUUGGAGAGCUGCAACUAGAGCUCGAGUGCUCGGCAAGACUUGCAGAGGCCAUUCCACGAGAUGUUUCGGGUCGACGCGUGCUUGAAGCCAUAAAAUCUGAAGGCACAGUCUCCUUCAUAAUGAAGUACAUCGUGUACGAAGCUUUCGGUGCCGAAGGCGCUCGGCAACGUGGUACAUCGAGUUGGACCGGGGCAAUCGAGCGUGCUGGAUUACCACUCGCUCUUGAGCUCCUGAAUGGCGUUGCUGAAGGUUACGUACUCGACAUGGAAGAGCAUCACGAUUUACUGGAUUUGCUCCACAAACUCGAAUCUGUCACCGAGCGUAACGUGGGAACUUUGUCAGAAAAUUGCUUGGAGACGUUCGCGAGCAGUUCUGAUACAGUGAAAACGUGCCUUGAAGGUAUGCGAGCCGCGACGCGCGAAGAAAAUCGACGAAAAGCGCACAGAAAGCGGGAGCAAAUGUUGGCAGAAAUGGGUAUGAAGGUCAUAACAAAUACUUCAAGUCCCGGAGCAUCGACGAUCGGCGUAUCCGCUUCACCAAGGUCUCUCCAGGGAUACGAAUCGAUGGCCAUCGAGAAUGAAGAUGACUCCAUAGUCUGCAGAGUAUGUUUUGAAGGUUAUUCCCUGAAGCCAAACGAGCUGCUAGGCAUAUAUUGCUUCAAUAAACUCACAUCAACGCCGUCAGCAAACGGGGAUGUGUCUCACACUGUGUGCACUGUAUCACAUUUCAACGCAAUUCACUUUUCGUGUCAUCAGUCAGCAAAACGCGCCGAUAUUGCGCUGCGCGUACCAAAACGAGAGUGGGAAGGGGCUGCGUUACGUAACAGUGAGACUCUGUGCAAUAACAUGCUUCCCAUCAUGGGAACGAUGGUCGCAGAUGCAACAUACACCUCUGCCGUCGAAACUUGGUGGCAAAAUUGCUUCUCCAUCGGAGCUUUCAUUUCUCCACCAACGCGAGCGAGACAGGUCGCUUGGGAUAUCGGUUUACUUCUAGGUCGGUUCGCUAUGAACGUUUCUUUCAGUAUCGAUUGUCGCGGCGGUGGCAAGGAGAGUAACAUGAACCUUUUGCCUUACAUGAUGCGGCUCCUCGUGCAUCAAGUCUCGCUGAGCCCAACUAAAGGGUUGGAGGAACUCAACGGUUUGCUCUCUCGCUUGUCCGGCGAGGACGAGUUGUGGGGAGACAAGGAAUCGAGUUUCUCUCCGGUGCUCCCAGCCGCGCUCGUGCUUUCUCUUGUGUCGUGGUCCAACGAAAAAUGGAGCGCCGCUCGAAGAAACGUGUUGAUCGCCGCGGUGCGGCACGCGAAAAAGUAUGGAUGCACACAUAUUUCAACGUACGCCACGAAUGAUUCGGCGGCAGUCUGGGACGAUUUCGAUGCGUCCGAACGUUUUAAUCGGCUCAAGCCGAUGCUCAUUUACGUCGGUCUGGUGAACAAGCUGUACGAAUGGUUCAAACCGGCUCGACGUGAGUUGGGAAUUGCCGUGAACAUUUCCAAACCGGGUGCUCACUCCUCGCCGCCAACCGAUGCACUGGAAGUUGACACACUGAGCGGGCGACUUUGUGAUAUUUCUGCCAUGAUAGCCAGCGCCAAGGAUGUGCUCGAAUGGCUCGACGAGGCUCACGAUUCAAACGACGAUCAAGAACUCCUCGACGUCAUGGAAUGCCUCCCGGCUGCGAUGUGCCCAACGGUUGAUGAGUUCCUCACCCGAGCGCUCGCGUCGAAUCCUUGA